Molecule: messenger RNA, 432 nt
Organism: Lottia gigantea (owl limpet)
Lineage: Eukaryota; Metazoa; Mollusca; Gastropoda; Lottiidae
Exons: 1
Coding region: 1-432 (143 amino acids)
Source: RefSeq, a predicted model, not a curated record
AUGACCAGCAUAAGCUCAGGUGUUGUUGCUAGUGAUGAAAUCAGUGCUGAUCUUAUGAGUGCAGAAGAAGUUGACGAAGUUGCCUUAAAUAAUUAUAUUGAAGAGCGUCUUACUUCUGAUAAGAAGAAAUAUCAUGAUCCAAUAAAGCAAGUAAAAUCGAAGACGUUUUCAAGUCAAUUGAAGAUGAAGGCUAAGACACAGUCUGGUAAAGAAGUGAUAUUACAGAGUGAUAGAAAAUUAUUUUCAAGACUACUAAUUAUUGGACAACAGCGUAGUAUAGAUCUCAAGGAAGUUUUGCGAUACUCACUUGGUCCAGUUUCUUACCCUCUUGCGAGUGCGAAUGGGUCAAUAGCUAAAACAAAUAAAGCUGCUCUCCUUCAUCUUAUUGAAAAUAGUUGUAAAAACUGUACUGAAGAUGGAAUGCCCAAAUGA